Molecule: messenger RNA, 642 nt
Organism: Pipistrellus nathusii (Nathusius's pipistrelle)
Lineage: Eukaryota; Metazoa; Chordata; Mammalia; Chiroptera; Vespertilionidae
Source: the annotation of a GenBank genome assembly
AUGAAGCAGGCCCUGGUGGAUGAUACUGAGGAUGUGUCCUUGGACUUUGGCAACGAAGAGGAGUUGGCCUUUCGGAAAGCCAAGAUCAGGCACCCCCUGGCCACCUUCUUCCACCUGUUUUUCCGAGUGAGCGCUAUCGUCACUUACGUGGGCUGCGACUGGUUCAGCAGGAGCUUUGUGGGCUGCUUCGUCACCGUGCUCCUCCUCCUCUCCUUCGACUUCUGGUCUGUGAAGAACGUAACUGGGAGGCUCAUGGUGGGCCUCCGCUGGUGGAACCAGGUCGAUGAAGAUGGGAAAAGCCACUGGAUCUUUGAAGCCAGAAAGGUCUCUCCUAAUAAUAUCACCGCCACUGAAGCAGAAGCCCGGAUCUUCUGGCUUGGCCUCAUUAUUUGCCCGAUUAUUUGGAUUGUGUUCUUCUUCAGCACCUUGUUUUCCUUGAAGCUAAAGUGGCUGGCCCUCGUGAUAGCGGGGAUCUCCCUCCAGGCCGCUAACCUGUAUGGCUACAUCCUUUGUAAGAUGGGAGGCGAGAGUGACAUCAGCAAAGCCGCAGCCAGCUUUCUGUCUCAGACAGUGUUCCAGACGGCCUGCCCACGUGACUUUGAGAAGCCUGGCCUCGAGGGGCUGGAGAUCCACAAGUGUUAG